This is a messenger RNA of Colius striatus (speckled mousebird), 5117 nucleotides long. It is a transcript of the gene PIK3C2B, whose product is annotated as phosphatidylinositol-4-phosphate 3-kinase catalytic subunit type 2 beta. The coding region runs from base 134 to 5005 and encodes 1623 amino acids. Gene Ontology annotation, biological process: cell migration; phosphatidylinositol-3-phosphate biosynthetic process; phosphatidylinositol-mediated signaling. The record is from RefSeq and is a predicted model, not a curated record. Gene Ontology annotation, molecular function: phosphatidylinositol binding; 1-phosphatidylinositol-3-kinase activity; 1-phosphatidylinositol-4-phosphate 3-kinase activity. NCBI's taxonomy places the organism in Eukaryota, Metazoa, Chordata, Aves, Coliiformes, Coliidae. The transcript is spliced from 33 exons. Gene Ontology annotation, cellular component: plasma membrane; cytoplasm; phosphatidylinositol 3-kinase complex.
CGCGGCGCGGCCCCGCCGCCGCCUGCCCCAGCCCGGCCCGGCCGCCGCCGCCUCGGAGCAGGUGGCUGGCAGUGCAGCAUGCCUUUCUCCUGAGCCCUGAGCCCGGGACACAGAGGUCCUGCUCCCUGGAGAGAUGUCCUCCACACGCAGCAAUGGGGAGCACUGGAAGUCGCUGGAGUCGGUGGGGCUCAGCCGCAAGGAGCUGGCUCUGGCCGAGGCCCUGCAGAUGGAGUACGAUGCCCUGUCGCGCCUGCGGCAGGACAAGGAGGAGAACAGGGCCAAGCAGCGGGGGGAGCAGCCCCUCAUCUCCUGGGACGACCCCGCUGACAGGAACGGCUGCAGCAGCAUCAAAGCCUCACGGGGCCUCUCUGGCUCCGACCCCACGCUCAGCUACAACGGCCCCACGCUCCCCGAGGGUUCCCCUGCACCUGGGGCACCCCCUGAUCCCGGCUCCCCCCCCGAGCUGGACCCCCAGCCCUGGCUGAAGGGACCCCUGGCUGAGGACUACCUGUACAUCUUCGAGGGGUCAGGGGGGGACUUCCUCGGGGAGCCCCUCAACGGCACCUCACCCCACAACAGUGGCCGCAGCUCCCCUAAGAAGCUCUCGCCUCCCCCUCUGCCCCCUCGGCACCCAGUCUGGAGCUCCCCUGAGGGGAGCCAGCGCUCAGGGAAAGGUUCCCCCCCAUCCUCCAAAGGACCUCAACCCAGGGACAUCAACAUGUUCUCGGCAGCCCAGGAGAGGGCCCGCGGGAAGCUGCUGGGGCGCCGCAUCUCCGAGGAGGAUCCUUUCGGCGGCAUCAACGACGCUAUCACCUGCCUCAACCUCAAAUCCACCUACGAGUCCGAGGUGCUGCGGGAGGCUGCCCGUGGAUGGAAGGAGGGCAGGAGCAUCUUUGAGAAGGAAUCAAGUGGCAAACCCGUGGCACGGAGCAAAACCAUGCCCCCACAGGUCCCCCCCCGCACCUACGGCUCCCGCUCGGGCAACAGGAAGAACCUGGCGCCAAACAAGAACCGCAGGAUCUCCGUCAAUCCCGUUGCCCCCAGGCCUCACUCCUUUGCCAACAGCUACGAGCUCUUCGAAGUGUCUGAGGAGCGGGAUGAGGAGGUGGCUGCUUUUUGCCACAUGCUGGAUGUGCUGCGCUCUGGCUACAGCACCAAGGACUAUUCCCUCACGGGCUUGGUGUGGAGUGCUGUCAACCUCAGCCCUGAGCAGCUGGGCCACGGUGUCAGCCUGAAGGUGACAGUGGUGUGUGACGGGCUGCGGGAGCACCUCACCUUCACCUGCGACUGCUCCUCCACUGUGGACCUGCUCAUCUACCAGGCGAUGUGCUACACGCACGACGAGCUGCACGCCGUCGACAUCGAGGACUUUGUGCUCAAGAUCUGUGGCUUGGAGGAGUUCCUGCAGAACAAGCAUGCCCUGGGCAGCCACGAGUACAUCCAGCACUGCAGGAAGUUUGACACUGAGAUCCGCCUGCAGCUGAUGAAGAGGAAGGGGGUGCGCAGCGACCUGGCCCGGACGGCAAACGAUGACCAGAGCCCUUCCACCCUCAACCACUACAUCCACCUGCAGGAGAGGCCCAUCAAACAGACCAUCAGCAGGCAGGCCCUGAGUCUCCUCUUCGACACCUUCCACAAUGAGGUGGAUGCUUUCCUGGCAGCUGAGGGAGACUUCCCACUGAAGGCAGAACGAGUGAUCCAGUCAGUCAUGGCCAUCUGCAACGCUCUGGCUGCCGUGGAGACCCAGGACAUCACCUCAGCCCUCAACCAGAUGCCCCCCUGUCCCUCCCGCAUGCAGCCCAAAAUCCAGAAGGAUCCAAAUGUUCUGGCCAAGAGGGAAAAUCGAGAGAGGAUCGUGGAGAGCCUGACAGCUGCCAUCCUCAACCUGGUUGAGCUCUACUGCAGCACCUUCAACGCCGACUUCCAGCCGGCCGUGCCCGGGAGCCGGGAGCAGGGGGCGGCGCAGGAGGCUCGGCUGCUGUCCUGCCCGCUCACCUUCACCGUCUACGCCACCCACCGCAUCCCCAUCACCUGGGCUGCCAGCUACGAGGAUUUCUACCUCUCCUGCUCCCUCAGCCAUGGUGGCAAGGAGCUGUGCAGCCCCCUGCUCACCAGGAAGGCCCACGUCUACAAAUACCUCUUCCACCUCAUCAUUUGGGACCAGCAGAUCUGCUUCCCCAUCCAGGUGAACCGUCUGCCUCGGGAAACGCUGCUCAGCAUCACGCUCUUCGCCGUGCCCGUCCCGCCCCCCGGCAGCUCCUCUGACGCCAACAAGCAGCGGCGGGUCCCCGAGGCCCUGGGCUGGGUGACCACCCCCCUCUUCAACUUCAGGCAGGUCUUGACCUGUGGGAGAAAGCUCCUGGGCUUGUGGCCAGCAACCAAGGACAACUCCAGAGCCAGGUCGAGUGCCCCCAACUUCAACCAGCCCGACAGCGUCAUCUUGCAAAUCGACUUCCCUGCCUCUGCCUUCGAGGUGAAGUUCACCAGCCCACCAGCCGCCGCCUUCAGCCCCCAGUACGAGUUUGGCAGCCUGGGGGAGGAGGAUCAGCGCCAGCUGCGGGAGGCCAUGCAGAAGAAAUCGCUCUACUGGCUGACGGACGCUGACCGCAGGCGGCUGUGGGAGAAGCGCUACUACUGCCACGCGGCCGCCGGCGCCCUGCCCAUGCUGCUGGCCAGCGCGCCCAGCUGGGAGUGGGCCUGUCUGCCCGACAUCUACGCCCUGCUCAGCCAGUGGACAUACAUGAGCCAUCAGGAUGCCCUGGGGCUCCUGCACGCCACGUUCCCGGACCAGGAGGUGAGGAGGACGGCUGUGCAGUGGAUCGACUCCAUCUCUGACACUGAGCUGCUGGACUACUUGCCCCAGCUGGUCCAGGCUCUGAAGUAUGAGUGCUACCUGGACAGCCCUCUGGUGCGCUUCCUCAUGAAGAGAGCGAUCUGUGACCUGAAGGUCACUCACUACUUCUUCUGGCUGCUGAAGGAUGGCCUCAAGGACUCCCAGUUCAGCAUCCGUUACCAGUACCUGCUGGCAGCUCUGCUGUGCUGCUGUGGGAAGGGGCUGCGGGAGGAGUUUGACCGGCAGUGCCUGCUGGUCACCACGCUGGCCAGGCUGGCCCAGCAAGUGCGUGAUGCCACCCCGUCCGCACGCCAGGGCAUUCUCCGUGAGGGGCUGGAGGACGUGAAGCAGUUCUUCAAGACGAACGGCUCGUGCCGGCUGCCGCUCAGCCCCAGCCUAUUGGUGAAGGGCAUCGUGCCACGGGACUGCUCCUAUUUCAACUCCAACGCCGUCCCCCUGAAGCUCUCCUUCCAGAACGUUGAUCCCCUUGGGGAAAACAUCCGAGUCAUUUUCAAGUGUGGUGACGACCUGCGGCAGGACAUGCUGACGCUGCAGAUGAUCCGCAUCAUGAACAAGAUCUGGGUGCAGGAGGGGCUGGACAUGCGCAUGGUCAUCUUCCGCUGCUUCUCCACCGGCCGUGGACGAGGCAUGGUGGAGAUGAUCCCCAACGCCGAGACCCUGCGCAAAAUCCAGGUGGAGCACGGUGUGACGGGCUCCUUCAAAGACCGGACACUGGCAGACUGGCUGCAGAAGCACAACCCCGGGGAGGAUGAGUAUGAGAAGGCUGUGGAAAACUUCAUCUACUCCUGUGCUGGCUGCUGCGUGGCCACCUACGUCCUGGGGAUCUGCGACCGGCACAACGACAACAUCAUGCUCAAAACCACUGGCCACAUGUUUCACAUCGACUUUGGCCGCUUCCUGGGCCACGCACAGAUGUUCGGCAACAUCAAGAGGGACCGGGCGCCGUUCGUCUUCACUUCGGACAUGGCCUACGUCAUCAACGGGGGGGAUAAACCCUCCAGCCGCUUCCAUGACUUUGUGGACCUGUGCUGCCAGGCCUACAACCUGAUCCGCAAGCACACCCACCUCUUCCUCAACCUGCUGGGGCUGAUGCUCUCCUGUGGCAUCCCCGAGCUCUCCGACCUGGAGGACCUCAAGUAUGUCUAUGAUGCCCUGAGGCCACAGGACUCUGAUGCCGAUGCCACCACCUACUUCACCAGGUUGAUCGAGUCCAGCCUGGGCAGCGUGGCCACCAAGCUCAACUUCUUCAUCCACAACCUGGCACAGAUGAAGUUCACGGGCUCUGAUGCCCGUCCCACCCUCUCCUUCGCCCCCCGCACACACACCAUCAAGACGACCGGCCGGAUCCACGACGUCUUCCUCUGCCGCCACGAGAGAAUCUUCAACCCCAGCAAGGGCUACACCUACGUGGUGAAGGUGCAGCGGGAGAGCCCAGGUGAAGUGACCUUUGUGCAGCGCACCUUCGAGGAGUUCCAGGAGCUGCACAACAAGCUGCGCCUCCUCUUCCCCUCCUCGCUGCUGCCCAGCUUCCCCAGCAGGUUCGUCAUCGGACGGUCGUGGGGCGAAGCGGUGGCCGAGCGGCGGAAGGAGGAGCUGAAUGGCUACAUCUGGCACCUCAUCCACGCUGCCCCCGAGGUGGCAGAGUGUGACCUCAUCUACACCUUCUUCCACCCCCUGCCCCGGGAUGAGAAGGCAGCUGGCACCAACCCACCCCCAAAGCCCACAGAUGCCACAUGGGCUCGGCCCCUGGGGAAGGUUGGUGGGGAGGUGAAACUCUCCAUCUCCUACAAGAACAACAAGCUCUUCAUCAUGGUGAUGCACAUCCGAGGGCUGCCACCCUUGCAGGAUGGCAACGACCCUGACCCCUAUGUCAAGACCUACCUGCUGCCCGACCCCCAGAAAACAACCAAGAGGAAAACCAAAGUGGCCCGAAAAACCUGCAACCCUACCUACAACGAGAUGCUGGUCUACGAUGGGAUCCCCAGGGGGGACCUGCAGCAGCGGGAGCUGCGCCUGAGCGUGCUGAGCGAGGAGGGCUUCUGGGAGAACAUCCUCCUGGGGGAGGUCGGCAUCCGCCUGCGGGACCUCGACCUGGCUCAGGAGAAGAUGGGCUGGUUCGCCCUGGGCUCCCGCGGCCACGGCACCCUCUGAGGUCCCCGGGGCUGGGGACCACACAGCGCUGCCACCGCGGCUCUGCCCGCCCGGGGAUGUGCCCGUGGGCACUGCUGCAGUACCAAGUUUACCUUGUGUCAAGGGAGCAAUG